Molecule: messenger RNA, 522 nt
Organism: Helianthus annuus (common sunflower)
Lineage: Eukaryota; Viridiplantae; Streptophyta; Magnoliopsida; Asterales; Asteraceae
Exons: 1
Coding region: 1-522 (173 amino acids)
Source: RefSeq, a predicted model, not a curated record
AUGAGUGGGCGUCUCAACAUGACCCAGGGUCAGCUGACGACCUUGAUUAACGAACGGAUUGCUGAAGCGUUAGCAACCCAAUCAGGGAGUCAACCCAUGCACACCCAAUCCCGCAUGGGCACCUUCAGGGCGUUCUUGGAGUGUAAACCUCCCACUUUCGAUGGCACUGGAGGGACAAUCGACCUUCUACACUGGAUCCGAAGAAUUGAAUAUACGUUCGAAGAAAGUGAAAGUCCUGCUGGCAAACGAGUAGAGUAUGCUACUGUCAUGUUGCAAGGGAAAGCGUAUUCUUGGUGGAACGCACAAGUUCAGAUGCUCGGGUUGGCAGACGCGAAUGCCACCCUCUGGAGCGACUUCAAGGAUUUGAUUAAGGAAGAGUUCUGCCACCUGGAUGACAUUCUGAAACUUGAAAUAGAGUAUUAUGGUUUGAAGAUGGAAGGAUCGGAGAUUGAGGCGUACACAAAGAGGUCCAACGACUUGGCUGCCUUAUGUCCUAACAUGUCACAACCCAUAUCUAGGUGA